UUUUUAUUAAAAACCCCCCAAAAAUCGGAAUUAAUUCGACCACUCCCCCUUCCCCCCCCCCUUCCCCUCAGAGGCCUCUGAGGGCGCCGGCGAGCGGCUCCCGCCCCUUUUUUAUUCCCAAUUUUUCUCUUUUUUUUGUCCAUUUUUCCUUUUUUUUCCCUCAAAUUUUCGCUAAAAUUACCCGGAACACCCAGGAGAUGAAGCGAGGAAGGAUUAAAAGGUGGGCACAGAAUGGAAAUCUCCUGGAUUUGGCUCCUGGUGCUGCUGGCGGGGACAAAGGGACAGCAAAAAUCCAAAGAAUCUCAAGUUCCUGACCAACCCAGCUCCCUCCAGCUCCAUCCUUUACCCUCAGGGAUCUCCUUGAACUGGAGCCCCCCCCUGAACCCCAAAAUUUUCAUUCGGGGUUUUCUUCUUUCUUAUGGCUUGGGCAGUCCCUAUGCUCACACUGUGACCUUGGACAGCACCCAAAACUCCUACAAAAUCCUUAAUUUAGAGCCCAAUUCCCAUUACGUGGUUUCCCUCAAAGCUUUCAACAACGCCGGCCCGGGAAUUCCCCUCUAUGGGAGUGCAACCACCAAAGCUGCAGCCCCGAGUUCUCCUCCCAAGGAUCUCACGGUGAUUUCCCGACAAGGAAAAUUCCGGAACGCCGAGCUGAGCUGGCAACCCCCAGUGGAAGCAAACGGGAAAAUUACAGGUUAUACAAUCUUUUAUUCCCCGAGAAAAAACGCUCCAAUCUCGGAAUGGAUCCCUCAGGCUGUGGGAGCCGAGCGCCUUUCCCAGCCCAUCCCUGAGGCCUUGCUGGACUCCGGAUCCUUCUUCAGAAUCCAGGCCAGGAAUUCCAAAGGACCGGGCCCCCUCUCCGAAUCCAUCUAUUACCGUUCUCCUAAAGAGGUUCCCAUCGGUGAAAAAAACCCAAAUUCCAACCCUGGGGUUUUGCUGUUGAUUCUGGGAAUUUCUGGAGGCGUCUCUGCGGUGGCGGCGGCCGUGGGAGCCUGGAUCUGCUCCAAGAAACACCAGGAGAGGAAAAAAAAGAACCAAGGCAAAAGAACCCUGAGCCAGACCGAGCCCAGACCUCCGGAUUUGUGGAUCCACCACGAGGAGAUGGAGCUGAAAAAUGUGGAAAAAACCUCAGAAAAUUCAAAAGCGAUGGCUCCGAACCCCCAGGAAAUCCAAAAUGAACCCAAAAAUUCAGAAAUGGAACCGGGAAAUCCAAAUAUUCCACAACCAGUUCCUGAGCCUGAACAUUCCGGAAUCGGCCGCAGAGGAAAACUCAAUGCUGCUGUGGUGAGUGGAAUCCCAGUGCCCAACCCGGAGCCGCCGUUUCCCCAUUUGCCCCUGAGGCCGCUGCCUUUCCCCAGCUUGCCCAAUAAAAUUUUGGGCGAAUCUGAGGCAGGAAAUCCCGAGGAAAUUCCCAGCAGGAUCAUCCCCACCGCCUGCGUCCGUCCCACCCAUCCCUUGAGGAGUUUUGGCAAUUCCUUCCCCCCUAAAAUCUCCUACAAUUCCAUCCUCCACCAAGCCCCUUUCAAGCCUCCGCUCCCCACGGCUCCGGAAGCUUCCGAGGACCUCAAGAAUUCCUUCAAUGUUUACGAGCAGGACGAGCUGAGCGAACAGAUGGCGAGCCUGGAGGGGCUGAUGAAACAACUGAACGCCAUCACCGGAUCUGCUUUUUAAAAAAUUCCCCAAAAUUCC
Melospiza georgiana is the source of this 1689-nucleotide messenger RNA. It is a transcript of the gene DCC, whose product is annotated as DCC netrin 1 receptor. Gene Ontology annotation, cellular component: membrane. The record is from RefSeq and is a predicted model, not a curated record. The transcript has 13 exons. Bases 232 to 1671 code for a protein of 479 amino acids. Gene Ontology annotation, molecular function: protein binding. NCBI's taxonomy places the organism in Eukaryota, Metazoa, Chordata, Aves, Passeriformes, Passerellidae. Gene Ontology annotation, biological process: cell-cell adhesion.